AUGCCGUUUCGUCAGAGGAUGGCCCGCCACUUUGGCGAUUCGCUAGCUCCCGAGAAACCCUAUCUCAGCUACUACGAUGUCCUGUUGACAGCGGAAGACAUCAAGGCUCUCAAGCAUGACUGGUUAACCGACAACAACAUCGCUUUUUGGGAAGAGUAUCUCGAGCGCGAGAUACUUCCUCGGUAUCCUCAAGCUCGUAUUGUCCUACUUCGUCCUAGUAUGACAUUCCUUCUCAUGAAGGAACCGGACACCCGAUCAAUCCAAUCCGCGCUACCCGAUUUCUCAAAGGUCACGCAUAUCUUCCUACCCAUCAACGACAAUCGUAACGUGAGUGUCGCUGAGGGUGGUAGCCAUUGGUCGCUGCUUCUAGUCUCGACUCUCGAUGGUGUGGCUUUUCACUACGACUCGCUUGGUGGUGCCAACUACUCCGAAGCCAAUGUGGCUACGCGCAAGCUUGCCAACAUACUCGGACGACCCCUUCGAUUCAUCAACCUCGAGGAUUGUCCCCAACAGGAGAACGGCAGCGACUGCGGUGUCUUUGUUUGCCUUUUGAUGCGCCAUCUCCUCGUCAAGCGCCUUCUUUGCGCUAACGCUCGCGAAAAGGUCUCGAUGAGUAUGGGUGGCAAGAUGGUCGAUAGUUACGGCGGCCGCAAAGAGAUGAUGCGAAUAAUCGAGAAUUUCCGUAAGGAGGGCGAGCGAAGGCGAUCGAGAAGCGCCAGCCCGUUUUCGAACAAGACACCGCCGCGGAUCGAAUAG
Molecule: messenger RNA, 756 nt
Organism: Fusarium coffeatum
Lineage: Eukaryota; Fungi; Ascomycota; Sordariomycetes; Hypocreales; Nectriaceae
Exons: 3
Coding region: 1-756 (251 amino acids)
Biological process (GO): proteolysis
Molecular function (GO): cysteine-type peptidase activity; deNEDDylase activity
Source: RefSeq, a predicted model, not a curated record